AUGAGUGUUGGUUUCAUGGCAAAUAAGAAGGAAUUACUUCCCCAGCCUACCCCUGUCUUGGAUUGUCGUUGGGAGGGUUUUCGGGGUCUAGGCGUGGUUGUUCGUAAUUGUAAUGGGAACUUAUUGUGGCGCCUUCCAAACGAGUUCGAGGUGGCAUCUAAGAUGGGUUAUGAGUCUCUUGUUCUAGAAAUGGAUGCUCAAGAGAUAAUUAGAUGUUCGAAUGCUUCAGAGGAAUGUUUGGAUUCCGAUGGUGCAUUAGUAGCAGAAGCACAAGCCUAUCUAAAGCUUUUUCCUGUUGUGAUUUGUCAAUAUGCUUCUUGUAGUUGUAAUCAAGUGGUACAUCGCCUGGCUAGGAUCUCUCUAGUAGUUGGGUUAGUUUUCCACUUAUCUACUCCUCAAUCUCUUUUCUAG
Prunus armeniaca (apricot) is the source of this 411-nucleotide messenger RNA. NCBI's taxonomy places the organism in Eukaryota, Viridiplantae, Streptophyta, Magnoliopsida, Rosales, Rosaceae. The record is from the annotation of a GenBank genome assembly.